CCACGAAGGAUACACCUCAUGCAUCCUCCGAAUUCCUGUUGAAGAAGGUUGCAUUCGAAGUAUCCUACUCGCUUUUCUGAAACGAGACCGCCUCGAAGACGUAUGCGGCCGACAAAUGCGACCUCAGGAGGACGCAGCCUUCCAAACGAGACACAGCCAUUGACUAAAUGUUAGAACCGCUUGCCAUACUGUGAGCUAAACUGAACGCGGUUACGAUGUCCAAAAUACUAUCUAGGACUAGGUAGACAGCUCACUAGGACUUUAGACACAGCCACAGUGUGCUUAAUGGGAGUUCCGAAAUGAAUCGUUUAAACUAAAAAUGCAUUCACAGUAGUUGUUUUGUCGUUUGACCUAUUUAAUGCAGCUCCGGCUAUGUUUAUUUUACAAACCGCACAUCGACCACGAGUUGCAGGCAGUGCAAAACAGGAUAGGGGCUCAGCAAAUGAGAGUCGACUCGGGGUUUGUUGUUGACAGGUCAUAUUUUGUGUUCAUAUUAUAUUAUAUUGUAUUUUCCAGUAAAGAAAAAUGUUGUCAUUCGAAGAAGCUAAAUCGAGGUUAGAAAGUGCAGGACAGAGCCAUGUUUUACAGUUCUGGGCCGAGCUUCCUGAGGAAGAAAGAGAUUCGCUUCUGGAUCAGCUAGAGCCUUAAGAGUUACUCCGGCACUGACGGGCUGCUGCAAGCCGACAUUCGAGUGCUGAUGGUCGGCUUGACGCCCAGAUGGAGCCCAUUCCUCCAUAGUUCAUUUGAAGUGUGCGUAAAAGUGACAAAGAAACACUUCAGAUUCGGGGCGAUGAAGGAUUGUGACAGAUUUCACAAGAUGGGCUGUUCUGCUGUUAACUGGUGGUCAGGGGACUCUACUUGGGGUUUCAUACCCCAAGGAAAUGUACAAUGUUGGGCUUCCAAGUGGGAAAACCCUGUACCAAAUCCAGGCAGAGCGUAUCCAGAAGGUGCAAGAGCUGGCAAAUCUGAAACAUGGCUGUACAUGAUGACCAGUGAGUUCACCCUGGGUCCCACAGAGAAGUUCUUCAAAGACAAUGGCUACUUUGGUCUUAGUCCAACCAACAUGAUCAUGUUUGAGCAGAGGAAGAUACCAGCCGUGGACUUUGGUAGAAAGAUCAUCAUGGAAAAGAAGAACAAAAUUGCUAUGGCACCAGAUGGAAAUGGUGGUCUUUAUCGUGCCCUAGUGGACAACAAGAUUCUAGAGGACAUGGAGGGGAGGGGAGUUGAUUUUCUUCAUGUGUACUGUGUGGACAACAGCUUGGUAAAGAUGGCAGACCCAGUCUUCAUCGGCUUUUGUGUAAACAAAGGUGCAGACUGUGGUGCCAAGGUGGUGGAUAAGGCCUAUCCUGCAGAGCCUGUUGGAGUGGUGUGCGGUGUAGACAGGCUGUAUCAGGUGAUAGAGUACAGCAAGAUCCAACCAGAGACUGUGGAACUGAGAGGCCCAGGAUUAGAGCUCCUGUUCAGCACUGAAAAUAUCUGCAACCACUUCUUUAAUAGAGAAUUCUGAAAAGAAGUGGCGGAAAAGUUUGAAAUUCAGCUGAAGCAGCAUGUGGUAUUAAAGAAAGUGCCAUUUGUGGAUGACGAGGGAAAUCUGGUGAAACCAACCAAGCCCAAUGGCAUCAAGAUGGAGAAAUUUGUCUUUGACGUCUUCCAGUUCUCAAAGUGAAUUUUACUGUCAUGUUUCAUUUUGGAAUUGCGAUAAAUUUGGGUAUUGCUGUGUCCCUCACCAUCUCUUCUUGCUGGUAAUUUGUUGCUUUUGAGGUGUUGAGAGAGGAGGAAUUCUCACCCUUGAAAAAUGCUAAUGGGGCGCCUCUGGACACACCAACCACAGCGUGCUGAUCCUUGUUUGCACAACAUUAUUGCUGGGUUUUGGCAGCUGGUGGAAGCUUCCUGGAUGAGCAAGAUAAACCCAUCACUCCAAAACAUAGGCGGUAAUACAAAAUGCCCUUUAUGAUAUCAGAAAGAAUUAACGAAAUAUACCUCCGUUGCUUAAAUCCGUGUGAACUACAGUUGCCAGCACAAGUGUGAACAUACAGUUCAAGUCAGAAGUUUACAUACACCUUAGCCAAACACAUUUAAACAAUUCCUGACAUUUAAUCGUAGAAAACAUUCCCUGUCUUAGGUCAGUUAGGAUCACUAUUUUAAGAAUGAGAAUUGUUAGAAUAAUAGUAGAGAGAAUGAUUUAUUUCAGCUUUUAUUUGUUUCAUCACAUUCCCAGUUGGUCAGAAGUUUACAUUCACUUUGUUAGUAUUUGGUAACAUUGCCUUUAAAUUGUUUAACUUGGGUCAAACGUUUUGGGUAGCCUUCCACAAGCUUCUCACAAUACGUUGCUGGAAUUUUAGCCCAUUCCUCCAGACAGAACUGGUGUAACCGAGUCAGGUUUGUAGGCCUCCUUGCUCGCACACGCUUAUUCAGUUCUGCCCACAAAUGUUCUAUCAGAUUGAGGUCAGGGCUUUGUGAUGGUCACUCCAAUACCUUGACUUUGUUGUCCUUAAGGCAUUUGCCACAACUUUGGAGGUAUGCUUGGGGUCAUUGUCCAUUUGGAAGACCCAUUUGCGACUGAACUUUAACUUCCUGGCUGAUGUCUUGAGAUUUUGCAUCUAAAUAUCCACAUAAUUUUCCAUCCUCAUGAUGCCAUCUAUUUUGUGAAGUGCACCAGUCCCUCCUGCAGCAAAGCACCCCCACAACAUGAUGCUGCCACCCCCAUGCUUUACGGUUGGGAUGGUGUUCUUUGGCUUGCAAGCCUCACCCUUUUUCCUCCAAGCAUAAUGAUGAUCAUUAUGGCCAAACAGUUCAGUUUUGUUUCAUCAGACCAGAGGACAUUUCUCCAAAAAGAUCUUUGUCCCCAUGUGCACUUGCAAACUGUAGUCUGGCUAUUUUAUGGCAGUUUUGGAGCAUUGGCUUCUUCCUUGCUGAGCAGCCUUUCAGGUUAUGUCGAUAUAGGACUUGUUUUACUGUGAGUAUAGAUUCUUGUCAACCUGUUUCCUCCAGCAUCUUCACAAGGUCCUUUGCUGUUGUUCUGGGAUUGAUUUGCACUGUUCGCACCAAACUACGUUCAUCUCUAGGAGACAGAAUGCGUCUCCUUCCUGAGCGGUAUGAUAGCUGUGUGGUACCAUGGUGUUUAUACUUGCGUACUAUUGUUUGUACAGAUGAACGUGGUACAUUUCAGGCGUUUGGAAAUUGCUCCCAAGGUUGUACCAAUCUUGUGGUGUUCCACAAUUUCUUUUUCUGAGGUCUUGGCUGAUUUCUUUAGAUUUUCCCAUGAUGUCAAGCAAAGAGGCACUGAGUUUGAAGGUAGGCCUUAAAAUACAUCCACAGGUACACCUCCAAUUCAGUACACCUCCUAUCAGAAGCUAAUUGCCUAAAGGCUUGACAUCAUUUUCUGGAAUUGUCCAAGCUGCUUAAAGGCACAGUUGACUUAGUAUAUGUAAACUUCUGACCCACUGGAAUUGUGAUAUAAUCAAUUAAAAGUGAAACAAUCUGCCUGUAAACAAUUGUUGGAAAAAUUACUUGUGUCAUGCACAAAGUAGAUGUCCUAAACGACUUGCCAAAACUAUAGUUUGCUAAUAUGAAAUCUGUGGGGUAGUUAAAUUAGGUUUAAUGACUUCAACCUAAGUGUAUGUAAACUUCUGACUUCAACUGUAUGGAGCAUGAAUGUUGUCAGUGCAGAGUUCAUGUUCUCAGGAGAGAGCUUAUGAGACCGCUGUUUCUCUCUCUCUCUCUCUCUCUCUCUCCCCCUUUUUUUUUUUUUUUUCUAUUGUACACUUUCUGGCACAUUACAUUUUCACCCCUGUGUGUAUAUUACAGGGUCUGUAAAAGCUGCUGCAACAGAAGAACUUUAAGUCCCCCUUUCUUCUUGAUGAGAAUAAAGCCAAGAAUCUUUUGCAAACUACAUAGGAUUCUCAGUUGGAAAUACUAUCAUAUUUAGGCAGAUUUUUCAAUGCAAUGGAAAAUGAAGGGGAUGUUUACAAAUCAGGCAUUACGCCAAUAAAACAUUUGGGCAAAACAGAUUGUUUUGUCAGCAAUGUAUUAUGGUAAAUAUUAAAUAGAGAAUCCUAACUUUCAUUUACAGGGCACAACUAACUUUUUAUAAAAACUCAUGAAUUUUGUAUGAGAUUUUUGUAUCAGUAUGGAAUGCAGAAUAUGCCCAUUAUAGUACACAUGAUUAUAUAUUAAUUUCUAUUAGUUUUGUACUUGCCUUUGAUUUUGUAAUACUUGACAAUAUCAAUAAAAUCAUAAUAGCCCACUUACAGUUCA
Messenger RNA from Myxocyprinus asiaticus (Chinese sucker), 4257 nucleotides. RefSeq names its product UDP-N-acetylhexosamine pyrophosphorylase-like protein 1. The transcript has 6 exons. Gene Ontology annotation, molecular function: UDP-N-acetylglucosamine diphosphorylase activity. The record is from RefSeq and is a predicted model, not a curated record. NCBI's taxonomy places the organism in Eukaryota, Metazoa, Chordata, Actinopteri, Cypriniformes, Catostomidae. Bases 698 to 1507 code for a protein of 269 amino acids. Gene Ontology annotation, biological process: UDP-N-acetylglucosamine biosynthetic process.